AUGGCGGCUAUCAUGACAUUGUGGAACCAGCCCUAUGUAAAUAGCCGGGGUUGCGAGGCAGCUCCUCUAUACGUCCGGUAUACCCCGUCUUGCACGCCUGCUCCAGCAGACCGUAUGCCGUUGCGUCUGAGUGCCGUCAAAGAUAGCAACUGUCGUUUCACUACCACACCGCUGUUACCAUGCGACAGACUCGAAGGAUUGGGUACUCCAGUAAAGCUGUUUUUAUUUAACAAAAAUGUUGUAGAUGUAGAAGACUAUGUAUAUUACAAACUCAAUAUAUUCUUGGAUCAAAUGAAAAAAGGUGGACUGAUGCUCGCUCGAUUUCGGAAGAUGUCAGAAAAUCUGAAUUCGCCGACGAUUCUCACUCAGUCUUCGGGAAGUAUCUCUUUUGGAUCCAAAAUAUCGCUUUAUGCUCCACACGUGCCAUGUUUUUGUGAAAGGUGCGUUGUGUUUCAGCCGUUAUACGUAAGGUAUGAUCCGGAUCCAGUGCCGGGCCUCUGCGGCUUGUUCCCACUCUACCUCAGCAAGUACAACGUCGCUAAUACCCGGUGGAGGGUGUUGCCGGUACAGCGGCCCGACAUCACGCGCUUCGAGCAGGAAGGGACACCUGUGCUUGUCAAUCAAGAUGUUGUGAUAAAUCAUUGUUCUACGAAUCGUAAUUUAGGAAUAAAUCUGGGCCAUUGGGCUUUGGGAUUCUUUGGAAAAGUUUGCGCCCCCAUGUUGAAAACAUGCCUCGAUGUUUAUGGACGAGAGUUACCCAAUAAUGUGUGGCAGAUUCACACACCAAUAGCCACAUCAACCAAUGAGACUAGUACUUAA
This is a messenger RNA of Spodoptera exigua (beet armyworm), 819 nucleotides long. The record is from the annotation of a GenBank genome assembly. NCBI's taxonomy places the organism in Eukaryota, Metazoa, Arthropoda, Insecta, Lepidoptera, Noctuidae.